Messenger RNA from Ostrea edulis (European flat oyster), 547 nucleotides. RefSeq lists its product as uncharacterized. NCBI's taxonomy places the organism in Eukaryota, Metazoa, Mollusca, Bivalvia, Ostreida, Ostreidae. The coding region runs from base 109 to 444 and encodes 111 amino acids. The transcript is spliced from 3 exons. Gene Ontology annotation, molecular function: phenylpyruvate tautomerase activity. The record is from RefSeq and is a predicted model, not a curated record.
AUUUUGGCUCGUGUGCCCGUUUUCUAGUGUUUUAAAACUUUUGGGUUUGUGCAGUAAGGAGUCGAUUUUUGUGAUUUAGUUUACUCCGAAUUAAGGAGGAGGGGCACCAUGACGCUGAUCAGUGUUUCUGCGGUAGUUAAAACGAAUGUUCCUCGACAAUCUAUAAAGAAAGAUUUCUUAAGCAAAUUUACGGAGUACUUAUGCGAUACAUAUAAAACGGAAUCUAAGAGAGUGAUAGUUGAAAUCCACGCCGACACUCCGAUGAUGAGGGGUGGUUUAUCUGCCCCCAUGAUGAACAUUGAAUUCUACCACAACUGUGACAUCAUCUCACAAACCACAAAACAGAAAUAUGCCACGGGAAUGGCUAAGUUUAUGGCGGAUGAGCUCCGUAUGCCUGUAGACAGAGUCCUAGUUUUAUUCUUUGACACAAGAAAAUGCACAUGAUGAAAAAUGGGUUGUCCCACUGGACGUAAACUGCAUGUUUUAUGGUCAAUUCCCCACAAUAGCAUGUUUGUUGUACACUUAUUAAAAUCGUUUACUAAAUCAA